AUGACAGACGCGGGCCAUUCUGAGGACCUUUACCACAAGUAUCAAAAGGCAGAGGAGCUAUAUAAAAAUGGAAAAUAUGAAGAGGCCGAGAAGCUCUUUCGAGAAACAGCCGAAGGGAGAAAGACGACACUUGGUGUUAAUAAUCCUGACACUCUAUGGAGCAAGCACCAUUUAGCAGAAUCUUUAUACCACCAAGGAAAAUAUGAAGAGGCCGAGAAUGUCUUUCGAGAAGCGGCUGAGGGGAGAAAGAUAUCGCUUGGUGUGAAUAAUCCUGAUACUCUGUGGAGUAAGCACCGUCUAGCAGAGUCUCUAUACCGUCAAGGAAAAUAUAACGAAGCCGAGAACAUUUUUCGAGAAACAGCUGAAGGGAGAAAGGACGGACUUGGUGUUGAUAAUCCCGACACUCUAUGGAGUAAGCACUACCUAGCAGAGUCUCUAUACCACCAAGGGAAAUAUGAAGAGGCAGAGACUGUUUUCCGAGAAACAGCUGAAGGGAGAAAAAUAUCACUUGGUGAAAAUAAUCCUGAUACUCUGUGGAGUAAGCACCGGCUAGCAGAGUCUCUAUACCGCCAAGAAAAAUAUAACGUGGCCGAGAUUAUUUUCCGAGAAACAGCUGAAGGGAGAAAAUUAACACUUGGUGCUGAUGAUGCUAAUACACUAUGGAGCAAGCAUUAUCUGGCAGAGUCUUUAUACCACCAAGGUAAAUACGGAGAGGCUGAGAAGGUCUUUCGAGAAACAGCCGAUGGGAGAGAGAAGACGCUUGGUGCCGACCACUCCGAUACUCUAUGGAGCAGAAUGGGGCUCGAGAAGACCCUGAAGAAGCUUCCAGGAAUACAACCAGCUACCAUAGAGCUAUUCGAUGAUAUGAAUGAGUAUAAUGAAGAGUACGUACAAUGA
Molecule: messenger RNA, 897 nt
Organism: Trichoderma virens Gv29-8
Lineage: Eukaryota; Fungi; Ascomycota; Sordariomycetes; Hypocreales; Hypocreaceae
Exons: 1
Coding region: 1-897 (298 amino acids)
Molecular function (GO): protein binding
Source: RefSeq, a predicted model, not a curated record